UUCAUUGAUCAAACGACUGACUAACAGAAACCAAUAUACGUACACACUCGGGUUGUCCAAGACUGGCGUCAUACCCGAAGACAGAAAGCGAAGAUGGCCGACACGAAGAUGAACCGGGUUAGAGUCACAGCAUACACCUGUGCAGUUUUAUGUUGCUUAUUUCUAACAGGAUGCUGCAGCGACCAGGUACCGUUGAUAAUGUGGUCCAGCGGAGGUGUUCCCCUGGGCUCUGUGGCUCCUCCAGCAGUGGGCCAUGUUGUGUCCAGUUCCCAGCUGGUCUCCUACCUGAACGAUGCCCUCAGUGGAGCUCCACACAACGUGCUGCUCUUCCUGCAGGAGAAGCUGAGCUUGGAUGACUUUACCAUGUAUGGAGGUGUGUUUGGGAACAAACAAGACAGUGCCUACCAAAACCUGGAGUCAGCCCUCCAGUCUUCACCGCCUCCUUCCUCCUUGGUUUUGCCCAUGGUGUCGUGGCCGGGGGUCAGCGCUGUCCCUGGCCUCCUGCAGGAGCAGCUGGGCACCUCCCCUCUGUACCUGGAGCCUGCCACCCUCGCCCAACUGCGCCUCAACGCCUCCGCCCCUGCCCUGCUGAUCAUCCGCCUGCCCUACAGCCCAGGGGCUGACAUGAUGUCCCCUAAGGAGGUCCUCAGCGGUAAUGAUGAGGUGAUUGGGCAGGUGCUGGACAUUGUGAAGGAGCAGGGAGUUCCAUACACUGCCAUCUACACUGCACUCAAACCUUCACGGGUGAUAGGGGAGGAGAUAUCUCCAGAGCUCCGGUCUGUAGGCCGUUCCUUGCUGCAGGUUAGCCCCAGCACCCCCUACCCCCCCGUGGAGUUUAAGAGUGAGGGAUCCAGCUGCAUCUUGCUGUGGGCAGAGAACCUCACCAUCAGCUUUUACAACAAGGAUAGAAGUGCCUGGGAGAGACACGACCUGACCCCACAAACCUUCGGCCACUCUGUCACCCCCUCGCUAACGGGCUCCUCCUGUAACCACAGCCUCUCCAGGCUCGUCCUUAAUUAUGAGAACGUCCUGGGAUUCGGCUCCUUCCGCUUGAUCUUUGCCAUGAGCCGGCGGUUCUACAGGGUUUCGGCGCGGGAGUGGUUCACUCUGGACCAGGUAGAGCUGGAGUACGACGGGCAGAAGGCCACCUUCAACGGCAGCCGCAACAUCAACGCCCCGGCGGAGUUCUCCUACCACUGCGAAUCGGUCACCAGCUUCCGCUACGCGCUGCUGGUGCCCCGCACGGCCAGCGACAAUGCCAACCAGUGGAGGCUCUCCUUUAACCACUUCCAGAUCCAGGGCUUUGGGGUGAUGGGGCAGGACUUCUCCUAUGCCAGCGACUGUGCCGGGUUCUUCACGCCAGGCAUCUGGAUGGGCCUGCUGACGUCUCUGCUGAUGGUGCUCAUCCUGACCUACGGCCUGCACAUGAUCACACAGCUCCGAACCAUGGACCGCUUCGACGACCCCAAAGGGCCUGCCAUUUCUGUACCCCAGAACGAGUGACCUUCCCCUGAAUAACUGACUCCCAAAACAACUGACCUGCCACAGGUCAACUGACACCCAGAACGACUGACCUGCACCGGACAAACUCGCAUCCAGAACGAAUGAACUGCACCAGACCAACUGACACCCAAAACAACUGACCUGCCACAGACGGACUGACACCUUGAACAACUGACCUGCCACAGAACAACUGACACCCAGAACAAGUGACCUGCAGCAGCCCAACUGACACCCUGAACAACUGACCUGCCACAGAGCGACUGACACCAGAAACAACUGACCUGCCACAGAACAACUGACACCCAGAACAAGUGUCCUGUCACAGACCAACUGACACCCAGAACAACUGACCUACCACAGACCGACUGACAGCCAAAACAGCUGACCUGCUGCAGUACAACUGACAUCCAGAAUGAGUGAGCGGCACCAGCCCAACUGACACCCCGGACGAUUGACCUGCCACAGAACUGAUACCCAAUACGAGGAACCUGCACCAGACCAACUGACAUCCAGAACAACUGACCUGCCACAGGCCAACUGACACUCAGAAAAACUGACCUGCAGCAGAACGACUGACACCCAGAACGAGUGACCUGCCGCAGAAGACUGACAUCCAAAGCGAGUGACCUGCACCAACCCAACUGACAACCCAAAUGAUUGACCUGCCCCAGAACAACUGACAACCUGAACGAAUGACUUGCACCAGAACAAUGGACACCCAGAAAAACUGACCUGCCCUCUUCCUGCCCCAGAACAAGUGGCAAGAUCAUGCCCUCCUCUCCUUAUGCACAGAUCUGUCCAGCUCUAUUUUUUCCUCUCUUCCCCAGUAUAAUAUUUCUGCUUUCUGUUUGUCUUCCUGCUUUCCAAAAUGAUCUGUUUCCCUCAGGUUUCAGACUUCCCCAUUUAGAGGUGGGUAAGAGACGAUCACCAUUGAGUUGAAACCUCCAGAUUGCAAGUGUAGAAUAUUUAUGGCUAAUCCUUGCGGUGUUUGUUUGUGGAACUCUUUGAAAAAGGCUUUGUUAAAACUCUGGGGUGUUUGAUAAACAUUACGUAUUACCUGUGGAAUUCUGUAUCUCCGGGAGCCACUGCAGGUGUGUUGUUGGAGAGGGCAGAUCUUUCAUAUCUAACGGCUGAAAUCCGUUUUCCUCAUAGCUGUUGUAAGUGAGAUCUUGCACGGUACCUAGAUCUGAUGGAUACCGCAGUGGCUCUGGGGUUCUUAGAGAAUAUUUGUAAAUAUAAAGAGAUUAAUAUAAUGUGUGGGCUGUGUUUGCAUGUGAAAUGUUAUUUGUACAUUUCUAGUUCUUGAUUUUGUUUUAUUGUCUGUGGUGUAGAUGAGAUUCCAGUACAGUGUUGCUGAAGUGGAUCUUUAGUGAUAAUCUAUCUGAAUUAUUUACUGCUUUAAUAGAAUUCUUCAGCACAAACAACUAUUUAUGGUUCAUUAUUAGAAAAUUUCAGACUGCAGGAUACUUAUAACAGGCCCUUGUUGAGGGGAUCUCAACCUCUUUUUAAAUUCAGAUGCAGAAAAGAAAAUGCAGGAUCUGUAAAACACGCACUAUUAUUGGAAAUAUGUCUCAUUGUGUUUUACUUUGUCACGGUUUUCUGUUUAUUUACUAGUUACAGGAAAAUUCUGUUAUCUGUUCAAUGACAGCAGUUAUAGAGACAUACAGUCGUAGCCUUCAGCUAAAUUAGAGGGAAAAAUCAUCACAGAAAACGGGAUGUGAAAUACAAUGAAUAUAUACUGUUUUUUUCCCUUUCUGUUGUAUCUGCUGAAUAGACUGACUUGCCAUUUAUAUGUGUAUAUCUGUAGUGGUUCUGUCAACUCAGUGUCUGAAAACUGAAUUAAUAUUUGUCAGAAAAAUUCAACACACAAAAUCUCCAGAACUCAGAUAUUUGGGAGAACUGUCAAAUAAAUAAAGUUUCAGUAUAAA
Anguilla rostrata (American eel) is the source of this 3431-nucleotide messenger RNA. RefSeq names its product ATPase H+ transporting accessory protein 1a (gene atp6ap1a). Bases 94 to 1503 code for a protein of 469 amino acids. NCBI's taxonomy places the organism in Eukaryota, Metazoa, Chordata, Actinopteri, Anguilliformes, Anguillidae. The transcript is spliced from 10 exons. The record is from RefSeq and is a predicted model, not a curated record.